Molecule: messenger RNA, 1448 nt
Organism: Leptosomus discolor (cuckoo roller)
Lineage: Eukaryota; Metazoa; Chordata; Aves; Leptosomiformes; Leptosomidae
Source: RefSeq, a predicted model, not a curated record
AUGGGAAAGAACAAUGUGACUGAUGGCAAUGAGAGAGUCUACAGCAUGGCUCAGCGUCAAGAUGGAGUGUGGUUACUAAAACUGAUUGAUCACUUUGGAUUUGAUGAAAAUCUUACAUUCCAGCAGCGGUAUCUAGUAGCAGAUCAGCACUGGAAGAAAGACAAUGGGCCAAUACUAUUUUAUACAGGCAAUGAAGGAGACAUCACGUGGUUCUGCAACAACACGGGUUUUAUGUGGGAUGUGGCUGAAGAGCUUAAUGCCAUGUUAGUAUUUGCUGAACAUAGAUAUUAUGGAGAAUCUUUGCCCUUUGGGAAUGAGUCUUUCAGUGAUUCCAAGCAUCUGAACUACCUGACAUCAGAACAAGCUCUGGCAGACUUCGCGGUACUAAUUGAGUACUUAAAGACAACCAUUGCAGGAGCCCGUUACAGUCCUGUCAUAGCGAUAGGAGGAUCUUACGGAGGAAUGCUUGCAGCCUGGUUUAGGAUGAAGUACCCCCAUGUGGUAGUUGGAGCUCUGGCAGCCUCUGCCCCAAUCUGGCAGUUCGGUGAUUUGGUUCCGUGUGGCACUUACUUCAGCAUAGUGACCAAUGAUUUCAAAAAGGGUGGGAGAGGCUGUUCAGAAAGCAUCCGGAAUUCCUGGAAUGCCAUUAACCACCUUUCCUCGACAGAUGCAGGUUUACAGUGGCUUUCCAGCACAUUUCAUUUGUGCAGCCCAUUAAAAAAUCCUCAGGAUGCUGCUAUAUUGAAAAAUUGGCUGAGUGAAACGUGGGUAAACUUGGCUAUGGUGAACUAUCCCUAUAAAGCUGACUUCUUGCAGCCUCUGCCCGCCUGGCCUAUACAGGAAGUCUGCAAGUUCUUGAAGGAUCCCAGUCUCUCUGACAAAUCGUUGCUGCAGAAUGUUUUUCAGGCAGUAAAUUUAUACUACAAUUAUUCAGGUGAAGCCUCAUGCUUAGACAUGUCUGAGACUGCAACAAAGAAUCUGGGCCAAUUGGGUUGGUACUAUCAGGCAUGCACUGAGAUGGUGAUGCCCAUGUGCACAGAUGGUGUCAAUGACAUGUUCGAGCCUCAGAAAUGGGACUUUGAUGCACUUUCAGAAGAGUGUUACAGGCUGUGGGGAGUGAGGCCUCGCCCCUCCUGGAUUCUUUCUAUGUAUGGAGGGAAAAACAUCAGUUCACACAGCAACAUUAUCUUCAGCAAUGGUGGCCUGGACCCGUGGUCUGCUGGUGGGGUGACCCAGAACAUCACAGAUUCCCUCGUGGCAAUUGUGAUCCCGGAUGGAGCCCAUCACCUGGACUUACGUAGCCGCCACCCUUUGGACCCCAAAUCCGUGCAGCAAGCUCGAGCCUUGGAAGUCUGCUACAUGAAGCAGUGGAUUGAGAAGGCCAGGCACAGCCACUGAAGUGGUACUGCAACAGCUCUGUUGGCCUCGCUGGGAAUAGGCCCAGGCCU